Mytilus californianus (California mussel) is the source of this 954-nucleotide messenger RNA. RefSeq lists its product as uncharacterized. The transcript is spliced from 4 exons. Lineage: Eukaryota; Metazoa; Mollusca; Bivalvia; Mytilida; Mytilidae. The record is from RefSeq and is a predicted model, not a curated record. The coding region runs from base 136 to 441 and encodes 101 amino acids.
GUUCAUUGGGUGUGUUGGUGCACAAAAUGUAAAAAGGCGGGCCCACCACUUCAUUAUGGAGACAUGACAACAUGACGAAUUUUAUUUAGCGUUAGUUCCUUGGAGUGAAUGCUAGUCAAUCUGUAAAACUGUGCAAUGGCUGAAUCAGAGACGGAGGAUCCAAUUUUUGUAUCGGGAAAAAACGGAAAACUAACGUUCAGUGGUAAAGGAACAGUUGAAGGUGGUCCAACUGGUGUAAAAAUUGAAGUUAGUGAAAUUGGAACGACAUUGGAAUUUAAAACCGACUUUGAAGGUCAGACACAUUAUAAAUCUGGAACACCAAUUGAAGAAUACAAAAGCAACACAUAUGAAUUCAUUCGAGGGAGAGGAAAUCCAGAGGUAAAUCUCAGGGAAGAAGGAUACAGUUACAUCACAUUUAGUCUAACUAAGAUUAAGAAGUGAAAUGCUGUGCAACAACUAAAUAAUCGUAGAAAGUUUGAAGUGAAUUCACAAACACCAUAUAUGUUUUAUAGAUUGUCACAGAGUUGUAUAAUGAAUAUAUAUUAGCGAUUAAAACGCUCCAUCUUUGCUAUUCUUUACAUUUAGAUUAAUUUAAACUGUCUGCGAUUUACUGUAAGUUACUUUUCUAAUUAAUGCUUUCAAAGGUCAAUUAAAUAAUAAUAAAAAAAAAAAGAAAUGAGCAAUAAGGUGGAAAUUGAAAAGUUACCAUAUAUAUUUUUCUUUUCUUCUAAACUACAUUAAUGAACAAGGAGUUCAAAUUUCACAUUUCACGAGUUACUAAGGCAACAAACCAAUACAAUCAUUGUAUACUUUGUAAAAUCUCUUGAUUUUUCUUGUUUAACAUCAUCCUUUAAGUAUUAAUUAGAAUGGAAAAAUGUGUUUGCACCCAAGAAACAACUAUAGAUUUAAGGAUUUUAUGUCAAUAGUUAUAUAUAAUAAAACUUUUCUUAAAAA